Messenger RNA from Mya arenaria, 4122 nucleotides. RefSeq lists its product as uncharacterized. The transcript is spliced from 4 exons. Bases 820 to 1962 code for a protein of 380 amino acids. Lineage: Eukaryota; Metazoa; Mollusca; Bivalvia; Myida; Myidae. The record is from RefSeq and is a predicted model, not a curated record.
GACUGUAACACCGGAAACUGAGCGGUCCUGACUCACAUGAGGUUGCACUUCCUGCGGUAAUAAAGACUUGAAGUGUCAUAUAAACGAACACUGGUAUAAUUAACUAUAAUGAGAGUAAUUAUUCUUAUCUCAUUAAUUAGAAGAUUCCGACCUCUCCGCAUCAACACGCCAGUGGUUAUAAAGCCUAGGGCAUCCCGUCUCUGUAUACAUUGAUAGGUCAGUGUUAUUUUCGAUACAGGCGAGAUACUUAGUAUAUAGUGAACGGACCGAUAAGGGAAACUUCUUCGUUAGAGAUCAUAUGUUCAAACAAGUGAGAUACUUAAGUUUAUAGUUGGAAUAUACGAACAAAUUGUAUUGGAUACUUCAGUAUACAGUUGGAACAUAUAAUGAACUAAUGGCUGCAUGAAAAAAGUGGUCAAUACAAUAUGUAUUGAACACAGCUGUGCGUAUUGGAGUUAUAUGUUUUCGUGUGCGUUAGAUAUGUGAACAUCAUCACCAGCACAGUUGGGAAUAUACUUACAAAUCAAUCGUUAAAAGCUAAACUCAUUCUACAUUAAUUAAUCUGAGUAACUUUCAAUACUGUGAUUGAUAACACGUGUCUUUGAUUGCUUACUUUCUCUUAUGCUUGCGUCAUCGGUGUGAGAUCCGUGUUAUGGUUAUACAUAUACCAGGAGGUUGACAUUUCUUAUACAUUUCCCCGUCAUGCGACAUUGAUAUGUUACACUAUAACAUUUGGGGAUUGCUGUCAUCAGGAAGGUGAUAUAGGUGAUCGUGAUUAGGAAAUGGUCACCAGUUCACCGCCAGACGCUAAAAAACAUUAUGAUUUUGAGCCGGAAGCGGAAGCGGUUGCUGCUAGUAUUCCUUUUGUGUUCGUCGGCCAUAUACAUAUUCAUAUUGGCGCCAAUGGACACCGGAUAUGAGGCGGCUGACGAGAGAUCUUGGGUGGACUUUCCUGUCAACUACUCGCACUUGAUAACCCGUUUUAAUUUUGACGUCACAAAGGAAAUAAGAAGCGGUGAUACCGGGGAGAGAAAUUGGGCUCUCGGGAAUUGCUCACUGGAGAGUCCAGAGUCUAUCCGUAAGGAUGUUGUGGAUUUGAGGGUCAUUGUGAUAACCUAUAACAGGCCACAAUCUCUAGAUAGGCUUUUGCAAUCCCUAAAUAAAGCCGAGUAUGAUAACGACAACGUGAAGUUUGAGAUUUGGCUGGACAGGUCAAUAUAUGGCCAGAUAUCAAAGGAUACCCUCACAACAGCGAGGAAUUUUCGGGUAUCUUAUGGUCGCUGCUCCAUUAUCGUUCAUUCUACACAUGUGGGCAUACAGGGGCAAUGGCUCAAUACAUGGGAACCAAGCGCACAGAGCCGGGAAAUGGCUGUGAUAUUGGAGGACGAUUUGACGGUGUCCCCAUUUUUCUAUAAAUAUCUCAAACUGGUGCAUAAUAAAUACGACAGCCGUCGUGACGUCAGUGGGUUUUCCCUUCAAGGGACAAGUUUACGCCACAGCGACGGACACUGUUGCUUGAACGUUGCCACGGAGAACAAAGUAUUUUUAUAUCCAACGUUAGGAACUACGGGAUUUUCUCCUAAACGAGACAGCUGGUUUAUGUUUAAAUCAUGGUUAAACCAUAUCACCAGUAAUGGGCAGCGACCUCCUUUGAUUAAAGACCACGUGGCAGUAACGUGGUACGAAGAUCUCAGACGCUUGGGCCACGAGGAAAGCAUGUGGGAGAUGGGAUACUUGUACUAUACGCGGAUGCAAGGGGAAUACACGCUCUAUCCAAAUUUUAAAGAUCAUCAAGGAUUGACCGUUAACUGGUUUGAAGUUGGUCUUCAUAACAAAGGUAAAAUGGAGGAGGAUUCGAAUGGUAAACCGGAAAAUGGACUUCUUCGAUCAUGGAAUCCGCAAUACGAUCAGCUGCCUGAUGAGCCCAUCUACGUGAAUAAUAAUGGUGACGUCAUUAGCUGAUGUCUAGCAUACUGUAGACUAUGCUCAGUGAUAUUCGAUAGUAACACUUGAAUUCUUAAGCCUGAAAAUAUGCAACUUUUACCUUGUCUCUAUUCAUAAGUUCAUGUUGAAUUGAACUUAUUAUGGCUUUAUAUACAUGUAUCAAGUUCACGUUUGCCUAUUUUACCGUCUCGUCAACUCAGCCCAGCGCUACAUAUUUGUUGCGUUUGUUUUCUUGUGUUUUCUUUACUUCAUGUGCACAUAAUGCAGCUGCCCUUUACAGCAUUUUCCUUCAUUCAGUAGUUUAAUUUCUUUAUUUUUAUUCGCCCUUAAACGAAAUUUAAUGGCAGAGGGGUAAAGGAGCCACCAUAAUUUCGGUUUCUUUGUUGGUCGGUCGGUUUGCUGGCAAAAGUUAGUUAAAGGAACUUCAUGUACUCCCACAGUUUUAAAGUUAUGACUCUGAUGUUUGUCACACAUCGUGACCCACAGACAUUUGUUCUGUAAGAAAGUGCCCAUGAAUUAGUUCCACACUUCCGGGUUUUUCGAGUUUGCGGGUGAAGAGGUGUCGACCUGAGACUAAAUGUGUCAACGUUAUCAUGGUGUGGCUAGUAGCGAAUGGCUACAUUUGUGACCUACUGCCAUUCAUCUUUGAGUGAAGUGCCCUUGAAUAUGAUUUUAUCUCGUUUGAAUACAUCGGCGUUUGCGGAUCGAACAGAAACUUGUACACUACCAACUUUAUUGCUGAUAAAGCCUGACAUAUUUUGUGUGACCUACAACCAGGUUAACUUAGUGUUGUGUGACCGUGAAUAAAACUUUUAUACAUUUGCUUCUUUCGAGUUUUGGAACGAUCUUCUCCGAAAGAUUUAUAUUCGGGACACCUCGGCCAUUUUUCACCGAAAACAACUGUAUGCCGGUUCCUCUGUAGAAGUAGUUCGUGAAUUAUGAAAUAAUAGUAUUAAUCAAUUGUAUCAAUUGUAUUGUUUUAAUGUGAAUUAUGUAUAUAUAAGUUUAAAUGGAUUGCUAGUGAAGUGUAUUAAUGCAUGACAUAUUCAGAUUCCAAAGAGCACAGUCAUUAAUAUUAACUACGAAAUAGAAAUGACUACCCAUUGUAAACUGUCCAUAUACAUCCAAUCUUGUUUUUGAUGGAAAAUGGCGUUUCAAAAAAUGUUUUCCUUAAUCCUUUGUAUAGCUCGUUUAAACUGAGACCGGCCAACCAUUUCUGAUGUAUGUGCCUUUGAACAUUUAGUUCAACACUUUUGCUAUAUCGAAGAUUUUUUAUUGAUAUUGUGACACAUAAGAAUUACUUUCUUUUAUAUAAUCUUAAAACAUGUAUUAUGAUUUGUAUUGCAAUACUUUAUUCACAUGCUUGUAUAAGUAAUUUCUGUGUAAAGGCGGCGUGGUGGGGUAGUCAUCACGUCUAUGGUAGCCCAAGUUGUAUAUCGAGGGGUGAAUGCGAAAAAGUUCUAAGUGACAUUAAAUAAAGAAGAAUAUAAAACCUUUUCGCUUACACCCCUCGAGAUGUUUAGUGCAAUUGAUACCAUUGGUUUCAGCAGUAAGUUGAAUUAUGACUUAGCUUCUAUCGAAGUAUCAUGUUUGUAUAAAUACGCUAUGUGAAAAUAGAGAUUAAAUAAUUAAUAUGUGUAUUCCUUAUAGAUCAGCGAAUGAGCAAAUAUUGUUGCAAUGUAAGUAACCUCGGAGCGCAUAUAAGUUUAAUUAUGGCUUUGCUUCUAUCGAAAUAUCAUGUUUGUAUAAUUACUCUAUGUGAAAAUAGAGAUAACAUAAUUAAUAAGUGUAUUCCCUAUAGAGCAGCGAAUGAGCAAAGUAUUGUUGCAAUAUAAGUAACCUUGGAGCGCAUAAGUCGGGAGUGGGGAGGGGUGUGUAGGAGUAGCUAUAUAUGGAUCGCCAUGAAGAUUGUGAUAUUUUAUUUACAAAGACUAUUUAGUGUAUACUGCCAAUACAUCUGUCAAUACUCUUCUAUAAUAUUGAUGAUAUUGUGCCAUGCCAGGGUUCCAUGGUUCCAUAUUUAAUUGUACAUUUUUCAACAUUAUUCAAUGUAUGUGUUGCACCAAAUUGAACCAUUCAGGUAUUCAUAACCAUAUGAUGUUUUACUUUGUAAAGUAGAGAAAAUAAUGUCAAUUAUCAUCUGUGUUUUAAUGUCUUCAAAGAAAUUAUUGUACUGUA